CGCAAACUCCACCCACGGUGAGAGAGACAAGCGUGUACCGGAGUGUGUGAGAGGGAGCGAGCGAGCAUCUAUUCUCUAAAUAACCUGUUGAUCCAGUCAAGCUCUGUCAGGCGCUCGCGGGGCUCUCUCGCUCACUCUUCCUCUUUGGCUUCACAUCCAAAGAAAAAUCUGCAGAUCAUGGAGUGAAAGCUUGAGGGAGUUUUCUGGCCCCAAACCAUGUCAGCAUUCAUUUGCAUCUGGGCCUGCUUCCUGCUGCGGCUCAGCACCGCCGCAACGGACAAGACGCCAGAUGAAAGCGUCACUUGUUUCGUGUCAGAGGAGUGCCACCUCCCGUGUAUGUUCCCCCCCGCUUCCAACCAGAGCGUGCGCUGGUUCCGGCAGGACGCGAUGAUGCUCAGUUUCGACGAAACGGCCAGUGAAGGCCAGCCGGUGGCCGGGCGGGCCGCCGUGUCCCCGCCCAUGAUCGCCGGGGGCAACGCUACUCUGGUCCUCAGGGAGGCGGCCCUCAAGGACCGCGGCACGUACCGGUGUCAUGUACGUACGUCCCAGGGGGAACACAGCGCCAAGGUGGUCUUGAAGGUGGAAGCACCCAUCCGAGGCCUUUCACUGGAGCUGUCGCGGUUAAGUGGCUACGAGGAGAUGAAGUGCAUCGUGCGGGACGUCUUCCCUUCGCCCCGGGUCACCUGGGCCACAGAGCCGCCCACCUUCGAGGACCUGCGACCCAUCACGCGCAUGCUGGCCGACAAGCGGGGCCUGUACACGUCUGACAGCAGGCUGAAGGUUCUGGAAGGCCAGCCGGACCUCAUCUACAUUUGUAAAGUCACCACCUCCUACGGGGGGCCCACCUGGACGUCCUCACUGCGGGAGAGAGCAAUAGCAGGUAGCGAGGGUCGAGAUUUGACCAUCCCAUGCUUCGCCCCGCCGUACCUGAACAGCCUCACACUCCGCUGGAGCUUCUCCAACGGCGAGGACCCGGUGCACAUCCUGACCUACGACAGCCACUCGGGGCACAGCACCUCGGCGCCGUCCUGGGACCACCACUUGGAGCUGGACGGCUUCAGGGUCCCGUUCGGGGACGGCUCGCUGCGCUUGAUGGACCCCGAACACGUCCACCACGAGGGCACCUAUAGCUGUGUCUUCUCCAUGCCGUACAACACGCACACGGAGCGCUCCGACGUCGCCAUCAACUCGCCCACUGCCAAUCGGAGCACCUCGCUGCAGACGUCAUACUGGUGGAUCGUCGGCCUGGUAGUGGCGUUGACAGUCCUGGUACUGGCAGCCAUGUUGGUUUACCUGAAGAUGCGAGGAAAAGCAACAAAAUCUUCAUCACGUGACCCUGAGGAGGAGACCGAGCUGAACUCGGUCAAAGGCGGAGAGGGUGAAAGUGAGAAGAGCAACCAACUUCCUGCCAGAGGCAACAACGGACAGACUGGACCCUCGUGACCCCCGACCCCACCCCUCCACACACUGAACUAUGUUUCUAUUGUAAAGACAUUUUGUAUGAAGUGAUGUCUACUAAAGUUCCAUAUUGAACCGGA
This is a messenger RNA of Syngnathus acus (greater pipefish), 1538 nucleotides long. Its product is annotated as CD276 antigen-like. Bases 217 to 1443 code for a protein of 408 amino acids. Gene Ontology annotation, cellular component: external side of plasma membrane. The transcript has 8 exons. The record is from RefSeq and is a predicted model, not a curated record. Gene Ontology annotation, biological process: cell surface receptor signaling pathway; positive regulation of T cell proliferation; negative regulation of T cell proliferation. NCBI's taxonomy places the organism in Eukaryota, Metazoa, Chordata, Actinopteri, Syngnathiformes, Syngnathidae.